This is a messenger RNA of Tribolium madens (black flour beetle), 1498 nucleotides long. It is a transcript of the gene Mipp2, whose product is annotated as multiple inositol polyphosphate phosphatase 1. The record is from RefSeq and is a predicted model, not a curated record. The transcript is spliced from 8 exons. NCBI's taxonomy places the organism in Eukaryota, Metazoa, Arthropoda, Insecta, Coleoptera, Tenebrionidae. Bases 139 to 1467 code for a protein of 442 amino acids. Gene Ontology annotation, molecular function: inositol phosphate phosphatase activity; acid phosphatase activity.
UACAAUUUGUCAGCUGUCAUCCAUCUUUGAGGUUAUAAUAACGGUGCUUUCACCUAUUUUCUCCAUAAAAUGGAUUUGAAAGACCCAUGAGACCAUUAGUACCGUUGUGACAGACCCACCAGACUCGCCACGUAUAAAAUGGCAAUUUUCGGCGCCCCAAAUUACGUUUUGUGCAUUUUUUUGGUGUUUUUUUGUGUCGUGAGGAGCGACAAAAAAUGUAAUAAAGCAUUAAACGAUUAUGAGACUUAUUUAGGCACUAAAACACCGUACAGAAUCGUGGCUAAUUACACCACUAAUGAAAUAAAAUAUGACGACUGCAAGGCGACUAAAUUGUGGGCUAUGGUGCGCCACGGGACCCGGAACCCCAAUGCGAAGCUAAUUGACCGGAUGAACACGCGACUUGUGGAAAUUCGUGACGGGAUUCUUGAGAAUUUCCCGGAGGGAAACGGCGAGAUUCAAAAUUUCGAUUUGGACUUGUUUCGGGGGUGGAGCCCUAAAUUGGAGGCCAAAGACGAGAAAAAACUCACACAUGAGGGUGAAGACGAGAUGGUUUUUCUAGCCGAGAGGUUGCAAAGUCGUUUUCCGGGGAUUUUCACGAGUGUUUACAGCGAUUCAGCCUUUAAGUUUAAGUUUACUGCCACCCAAAGGACGAAAAAAAGUGCACAGGCGUUCGCUGCAGGACUUUUCGGGCGAAAUGUUGUUAAAGAUAUCAAUUUUCCUGAGCCUUUGAAGAAAGAUCCUGUUUUGAGGUUUUAUAAAUUGUGUAACAAGUGGAGGAAGGAAGUCAGUAAAAAUCCGAAAGCUUUGAAUGAAAGAAUCAAAUUUGAAAAUGGCGCCACUAUGACUAAAACAAUAGAUGGCGUUAACAAGCGACUGGGAUUUGAUAAUGAACUAGAUUUUAGUGAUGUUCAUGCAAUGUAUAUGACUUGUGCGUUUGAAACGGCUUGGAAUAAGAGGAAGAGGUCACCCUGGUGUUCGGUUUUUAGCACCGAUGAUUUUAAAGUAAUGGAAUAUGCCGAAGAUUUGAAAUACUAUUGGAUAGAUGGCUAUGGACACGAAUUGACGUAUAAACAAGCAUGUCCUGCUUUGACCAACAUGAUUGAAUUUUUCCAAACGAACGAGAGUUUUCCGAAAUCAACAGUUUAUUUCACUCACUCUGGGACUUUAUUAAAAAUGUUGGCCCAUUUAGAGUUGUACAAAGAGAAAAAUCAUUUAUUGGCCGAUGAUUUUGAUAAAAAUUCUGACCGAAAUUGGAAAGUGAGCCAAAUUGACUCAUUUGGCACCAAUUUAAUUUUUAUUUUAUUUGAUUGUAAAGGCCAAAAAAAGGUUUUGACAAUGCACCAGGAGGACAUUGUCCAUUUACAAAGUUGUCCAAACAGUGACUUAUGCGACUUUGACACUUUUAUAAAUUAUUACAACAAGAAUUUGGAGUGUCCUUUUGACACAAUGUGCGAGAACGAAUUGUAAAUUUUUGUAAUUUAAUAAAUUUUUAAAUUAA